AUGUCGUAUAUGCAGCCUCACAUUGGUAUUUUUAGUGCAGCUCCGUUUUUUUACUCACAACAGCCCGGUCAACCAACCUUUAUUAGUUCUCUACCUGAAACCAGGUUAAAUGGGUCAUUUCAGAAUACGAAAAAAAAUAACUCUGUAACCCAAACAAUAGAGACUAAGCAAACUGUGGUUGAUAGGGAGAUCAUAGUUUUAUCUUCAGAUUCUGAAUCAGAUACUGAAACUAGAAGUCCUGUUGUGUCUAGAAAAGCGAAAGGUAAAGAAAAAGCAGAUGUUGAUGAUUUUAAUAAAAAUUUGGAGGAUUCCGCAUCUAUUAUAGUAGAUCAAACUCAAACUUCAAAUAUGGAUCUUAUGCCAAAUUCUACUUCAACAUUCACGCGUAAAAAUAGAGCUUAUACUAGCAAAAAUCUUCUUGAUGGUUAUGAUUUAAUGUCAAAUAUGGAAAACCCUCCAUUCUUCCAAAUGGUUAACCCGGUUAGGGUUUUUUUGUACAUAUUGGAAGAUCAUAAUACCAUUAUUGAGUUAUUUGACAUCAUAAUCGACUUUGCUCGAAUUUAUCUUGAGAUUUAUAGUGAAGAUAAUCGAAAUGUUUUAAACUUAUACGAUCCUCAAACUCUUAUUCCUGAUUUGAUCUAUUGCUUAAAGUCAAAAAUGAAAGUUAAUUUCUACGUGAAUACAUCGGAAAGAUUUAAGAAGGUCGAACUGCUUGCGCGAAAGGCUAUUGAAAUGAAAAGGGCAGCAUUUUAUAAGAAAGUUUAUGAAAGAAAAAGAAAAAAUGAUGAAGGAGAGAAUUCACAAGAGAAACGAAGAAAGCAGGAUCAUGAUAGUUCUGAAGAUGAAAACCGAUCACAGGAAGUAAGAAAAGAACGCGCAAUGGAAAUGGUAAAAAUAAAGUGGUUAGAGAUGGAACAACAAAGAAAGCUUCAAGGAAAUGUGAAUAGAGUUCCACCAUCCAAGAGACUUAAACAUCCAUCUAUGCCAUCAUCACGUUCGAAGUUCACUUCAUGUGAUAUCCUCUUUUCUCAGAAAAGAAAGAAAACUAAUGAUAAUUAUGAUGAUUUAGUGGAAUUAUUGUCUGAACCUUUACAUGAACUGAUUACAGCUCAUACUGUGUAUGGAUUAUUUGAGAAUUUUACUCCCUUUCAACUGAGUGAAACCGUUGACAAAUGUAAAGUCCGUAGUAUAUUCAAAUUUAAUAAUCCUGAAAGAAGAGAGUACUGUAAACUAUUGUAUCAUCAAUACAUCAAAACUAAUAUGGAAAGUACAACUAAAUCUCUCGGGAGUUGGAUCAAUUCUUUAAUAUUCGAAAGCAUUAAGUUUGGUCAUGUCAGUGAUAAAGCACAUCUCCACAACUUUAUGCAUAGGCAAACACCUUGA
Funneliformis mosseae is the source of this 1383-nucleotide messenger RNA. The record is from the annotation of a GenBank genome assembly. NCBI's taxonomy places the organism in Eukaryota, Fungi, Glomeromycota, Glomeromycetes, Glomerales, Glomeraceae.